Caenorhabditis angaria is the source of this 2504-nucleotide messenger RNA. The record is from the annotation of a GenBank genome assembly. NCBI's taxonomy places the organism in Eukaryota, Metazoa, Nematoda, Chromadorea, Rhabditida, Rhabditidae.
AUGUUGAGACAACUUGUAAAACUUACGAGAUCGCGGAAUUUUUGUGCUGCUGCGGCGAAAACAGAAAAAGUCAGAAGAUCAAUUCCAGAAGGUCGGUUCAGAUCUCGGCGUUAAUUGACACGAGUAAAAAACAGAUUAUUUUUAGAUGGUCCCACGCUCUCAGAUUUUAUUCAAAAAAGUUCGAGAAAACCAAGACAGGCUGCAAUUAUUCCGUCAAUUGAGAAAACAAGCGAAUAUUUGAGGCCUGAAGAUUUGGAUGGAAAUAAGAAAACAGGUUUGAUUUUCAGAUUUUUUUCUCAAAAAAACAAAUGAAAAAUUGGUUUCAGUCUGUUAUGUAACUUAUGGUUGCCAAAUGAAUGUUUCGGAUAUGGAAAUUGUUCGAUCAAUAAUGUCUUCUCAUAAUUAUAUCGAAACAACAGAUCGAGAAUCAGCUGAUAUUGUUCUUUUAAUGACAUGUUCGAUUAGAGAAGGAGCUGAAGUCAAAGUCUGGAAUAAAUUGAAAUUCAUCCAACGAAAUUCGAAAAACAAAAAACAUAUUGUGGGAGUAUUAGGUUGUAUGGCAGAAAGAGUUCGACACGAAUUAUUGGAGAAGAAAAAUUUGGUGAAUAUUGUUGCUGGUCCGGAUUCUUAUCGAGAUCUUCCACGGUUAAUAGCAAUUGCGAAUGGUGGUUCAAAUGCAAUUAAUGUGCAAUUAUCAUUAGAUGAAACAUAUGCUGAUGUUCAACCAGUUCGAGUUGAUACACAUACUAAAACUGCUUUUGUGUAAGUUCAAGUUUUGAAGGUCCUCUGAAAGCUGAAUAGGAAAAGGUGUUUUUUUAAAAAUAUAUGAAAUUAGCAAAAAAAAAUUAAACAAGUAUUUUUUUUUGAAUUACAAUCCGAGAAUCAGAACAAAUAGUUUCGGAAGAAUUUAUUUUCAAAAAAAUUCACACAAAGUUUUGUUAUCACCAUUUUUACAUCGGACACCGCUAUCAAACUUUAAUUUCAGCUCAAUAAUGCGAGGAUGUGAUAAUAUGUGUACAUAUUGUGUAGUACCAUUUACCCGCGGAAAAGAACGAAGUCGACCAUUUGAUUCGAUUGUUGAAGAAGUCAAAAAACUUCGUGAUGAAGGAUUCAAACAAAUCACUUUAUUGGGUCAAAAUGUGAAUAGUUAUCGAGAUUUAUCGAGUUUUGAUUUUUCAACACAACCAACAACUUCAGAUCGUGUUCCUGGUUUUAAAACUGUUUAUAAGUGAGUUGUUUUAAUAGAGAAUUUUUGAAAUGAAAUUUGUAGACCAAAAAUUGGUGGUAGAACCUUCGCAACUCUUCUUGAUAAAGUGUCUGAAGUUGCUCCAGAUGUUCGAUUUCGAUUUACUUCUCCACAUCCAAAAGAUUUUCCAAUGCAGGUAAAUUUGAAAAGAAGAGAGAAACCCAUCUGAAAUUGUAUGAAAAUUCAAAUUUUCAGCUGAUCGAAUUAAUUGCUUCUCGCACAAAUCUCUGCAAACAACUUCAUCUUCCAGCUCAGAGUGGAAAUAAUGAAACACUUGAAAGAAUGGGAAGAGGAUAUACAAGAGAAUUAUAUUUGAAAUUGGUUGAUGAUAUUAGAACUAUUCUACCAGGUAAAUAAGUUUGUUGUGAAAUCUUUCAACGAUUUUUUCAUAGAUGUUUCAUUAUCUUCCGAUUUUAUUGCUGGAUUUUGUGGUGAAACAGAAGAAGCACAUCAACAAACAUUGGAUUUGAUGAGAACUGUCAAAUAUUCAUUUUGCUUUGUUUUUCCAUACAGUAUGAGAGGGGUGAGUUUGGAAUUUUUAGCAAAACUUUCAAAAUGCUCUUUUCGAAAUUCGAAUUUUUAGAAAAAAAGGAACACAAUUGUUCUUGCAAAAAUUCGGAUUCAGGCUGAAUAAAAUUUUAAAAAAAUUCAACGUGGUUUCAAAGUUUUCUAAAAAAAAUUUCAUAAAUAAAUUGAAUCAUUUCAUAAAAUUGUAAAAAAAAUUCCGUGGAAAUUUUUGAGAAUGAGCUUGGAAUUCUAGAAUUCGAUCCGGUAAAAUCGGAUUUUUGAACUUAAAAUUUUCAAACAAGAAAACUAUUUACGUGAACUCGUGAAAUUUUUGCCGGAUUCAUUUCCAAAAAUUGUUCAAAUUUUAUUUUCAAAAUAAAAAAUUGGCAUUUCAAUACCCAUGAAAAUAAUUGAACCAAAAUGUUUAAUUUUUCAGAAAACUCGUGCACAUCAUCGACUCGAAGACAAUGUUCCUGAAGAAAUAAAACAUCGUCGACAUUCAGAAUUGACACAAGUUUUCAGAGAAGAAUCACUUGAAUUGAAUAAGAAAUUGAUUGGAACACAACAAAUUGUUCUUGUUGAAGGAGUUUCGAAAAGAAAUGAACAACAUUUGCAAGGAAGAAUUGACGGAGGAGUCAAAACUGUUUUCGAUGGUUCGAAUGAGAAGAUCGAGACUGGUCAAUAUGUGAAUGUUCGAAUCACUGAUGCAACAUCUCAAACACUUCGAGCACAAUUUUUAGGAAUUUGUUAA